Molecule: messenger RNA, 5188 nt
Organism: Rana temporaria (common frog)
Lineage: Eukaryota; Metazoa; Chordata; Amphibia; Anura; Ranidae
Gene: CRAMP1
Product: cramped chromatin regulator homolog 1
Exons: 21
Coding region: 794-4471 (1225 amino acids)
Biological process (GO): pattern specification process
Cellular component (GO): nucleus
Molecular function (GO): chromatin binding
Source: RefSeq, a predicted model, not a curated record
GUGCUUUUUUAUUUGAUGAGUGUGUCUUCUUUUUAAAGUUGAUCAGUGCUCUCCUUCUGUUUUUCUCAAUGAGGGUGAUAGUUUCUUCAUUAGUAUAGAUCUCAGUAUAUUUUCUCAUGAAUGCCUCUUUUAUUGUUUUUAUAAUGAAUGUUGAUGUCAGUGUUGUUUCCUUAUCAGUGCAGAUCUUGGUGUUUUUUAUUAUUAUUAUUAUUAUUUUGGUAUAAUUAUUGUAGAUCUCAGUGUUGAUCUCCCAGACAGACAUUUUGAAAAUGGAGUAGUGGUGGUUGUUGUUGUUGGGGAUGAUGUUGCCCAUCCAUGGUGAUUAGUUGCAGUUUUGUUUUUGUGUGUAAUAUUUCCCCUGGAGGGGUUUAGUGUGAUGAGUUGGGGGUCUGUAUAUUUUGGGGGGGAUACAUAAAAAAACAAAAAAAAAACAAUAAAAUGAAUAGCAGUAAAGAUCUGAUGACGUAGCAAACAAAGUUCAGCCAGCUCCAGACAAACCCUCCCGACAGCCCCGGUGGGUGACCCCACUUUGGCAAGCCGCCGUUUAAAAUCACGGGGGGCCACGGGCUCGCGGGACCCCUUUUUAGAAAGCUGAGGGUCUCCUCUUUCGUUUGCACCCGGUGCGGAGUUUGUCGGUGCCGGCGAUCGCGAGCUAGAGGGCCGGGAAUGGUCGGUGCGGCGCCGGGCGCCUGGCUGUUGCUCGCAGAGUAGUGGGGAGCUGAGUCUCCAGCCAGAACGAGACGCAGCAGAGAGGAGACGAGGGCGCAGAGCGGCUCUCCCCUCCGCCGACAAGAUGAGCGAUCCCGGGCCCCUGGAGGCUCCGGCUGCCCCGGCUGAAGGAAUGACAGUGAAGCUGAAGAGUGGGGAGGAAGGGUUGAAGAAGCCAAACAAGAGAGAAGCUGAGGAGGAGGAAGAGGAGGCUGCAGGAGAAGUGGAAGAGCCGGCACCGAAAGAAGGGGAGCCCCUCAUCCCCAGCACCCCACAACAGGAGGCCCUGACCCCCAAGGGCCCGCAAGACCAGCACCACUUCCUGAGGUCCAGCGUUCGGCCCCACAGCAAACGCCAGAGGAGAGACUCCUGCAGCAACGGGAAAGCCACCGCCACCAACGCCGCCGCUACCACCACCACCGCCGCCAAGAGCAAAGGAUUGGACAAUGCCACUCCGUCCUCACCAAGCUGUUCUACCGGAGCAACUCCCAGUGCGACCAAAACCUCUAACCGAAAUACAGCGCCAACUGCCGGCGAGAAAGAUGAGGGCAACAAGAAAAAGGUUCGGAGACAGUGGGAGUCCUGGAGCACAGAGGACAAAAACACCUUCUUUGAGGCCCUUUAUGAACACGGGAAGGAUUUUGAAGCCAUUCAGAACAACAUUGCCCUCAAGUACAAGAAGAAAGCCAAGCCAGUCAGCAUGGUGAAGAACAAGGAGCAAGUGCGCCACUUCUACUACAGAACAUGGCACAAAAUCUCCAAGUACAUUGACUUCAACAAUGUGUUUUCUUGUGGUCUUAAGAAGUCAUCACAGGAGCUUUACGGCCUCAUCUGUUAUGGGGAGCUACGGAAAAAAAUUGGCGGAUGCAUGGAUGAUAAGAACGCCGCCAAGCUGAAUGAGCUGAUCCAGUUAGGGGCAACUACUGUGCGGUUCAAGGGAAGGAACUUGCGAAUUAAGGCUCCUAUGUGCCGAGCGUUGAAGAAACUUUGUGACCCUGAAGGAAAGACAGGUCUGAGUGAUGAAGAGGAUCAGAAACCAGUGCGAUUGCCUCUGAAGGUACCUGUAGAACUUCAGCCAAGGAGUAACCAGGCAUGGGCACGUGUACAGAGCCUGGCACAGAAUCCACGCCUCAGGAUGAUAGUAGAGCUGCACAGAAAAGUCUCCAGCCUCAUAGAGUUCCUGAAACAAAAGUGGUCACUGCAGGAGGUCCGAGUUAGGAAAUCCCUAGAGGAUCCACAGCUGGCUGAGGUGGAGGACUCCAAAGAGGACUUGUGCCUAUUCCCACCAGAAUUGGCACAGUUGUCAUCUUUACCAGGUGUGGCUAGAGUGGUUCACUCCAAAGCUUACUGUACUGUCCAUUGGCAAGAGUCUGGCAAGUGCAAACAAAGCUCCAAGGAUAUACUCCUGCCACCUGCUCAGAUUUUAGGAAUCCAGACUGGACAAGGGACGGCACGGGUGCAGCUAAAGUGCCCACGUGGCAGUACGGACACUAAACAAGCAAACAAAAUGGAAACGACAAGCAGUGCUACAGCAGACAGGACCCCAACAAUAGAAAAUGGCCCUGGAGAGAACAUUGCUUCUGAAGGGGUGCCAGAUGGUCCAAAGACCCCUGAUGAAGCCCCUCCAGAAAACAUGGAUAUGCCAGUCAAUCCAGACACACCGUGUGAAGUGUCCAGCAGUGAGCUGCCAUUUGUGGAUGAACUGUCGAUAAAUGACCCUUUUCCUCGUUAUUUGAAGUCUUGUCAAGAUCUCAUUGUUCCGGAAGGAAGCCCUUCAACAGCAAAUGCUGUGCUAAGUCCCCCCAUAUCUCCCAGUACAAAUCCCAAAAGCUCUGACCAGGCAGCUUCUCCCAGCCAGGAAAAGGCUGAUGUUCAGACCGCAAACCCCCAGCAGGAGAAUUGCACUACACAACCGUCAGGAACGACGGACUCUCAGGUGAAGGAGCAGAGUGGCUCGUCCAAAGCUCCCAAAGACAACUCUAACCAGCUCACUGAGCAGCUACGUCAGGAAGGCUGGAACCAACGCACUUCAGAAAACCUGACUCUAGCUGAGGUCUACCUCAUGUUGGGAAAGCCAGGCAAGUUACAGCUGGAGUACGAGUGGAUGGAUCCGAACAAUUCUGAUGAUCCUGAAUGCCCACUGCGCCACAAACAGAGACUCCUCAAUUGUCUUUUAAGACUCAUUGCUACAGAAGCGAACCCUAAAACUUCCUCGCAGACACCAGAGACCUCCUCUGUUGCCACCUCCAUCAUGAAGCAACCAGUUCAGGAACAGACACUCACACCACCUGGUAAGGUCAUCACCUUGCUGUCCCGAAACCCGGACUGUCUGAGGACUCAACCCGCACAGAUCCACACAACCUUCUCUCCGCCUUCCAAUACCUCAGGUUUCAGGAAUUUAUCCCGUCCCCUUGUCUUUAGUGGUCCCUUGGGGUCUGUGACAACCAGCUGUGAUGGGGCGGUCUUUGCUGUUCCCACUAUGCUGCCUCCUAACAGCCGGCACACUAAGAUUUCCUCUCCAAGCAAAGAGACUGAGGCGACAGGCCGCCAGCAAUUGGACACUAUUAGUCCUGAUUUCUUCUUGCCGAAGGCCAAGAAGCCAAGGAGCAGACACCUUCGGAAACCCUUAGUUGUCCAGAGAACUCUCCUCCCACGGCCUUCUGGCAGCUCCUUGCCACACGUCUGCUCCUUCUCAAUUCUCUCAAACUCAACAGUAGCAGGAAGAGGCUCCUUUCGGCCAAUCCAUUCCACCCUUGGUAAAGCUAUCUCCCAGCCAAUUGUGCCCAAAGGGUUGACGGCUUCAACUAGCAACAACAAUUCCUUAUCUAGUGCUAUUGACUUGGCUGCUAAAAGUGCUGGUAUAAUCCCAGGUCCUUCGUUACCAGUUCUUGAAACUGAUGGCUUAGUGGGAAUCGGCCCCUUGCCCUCAGAUGGUUUGACUGGCACGGAGCCUAAUGUAGAAGGUACAAGCAGUGACCCUGUAUCAUCAGUGACUGUGUGUCCUGAGGUUCCUUUCAUUGCUCUUACUACACCCCCAGUGCAAGAGUCAGCCCAGCCAUUUCAGCCAUCAUCCAUCUUGUCCAUACCUCACAUUUCCCAGAGUCCACUAGAGAAUGGCCCUGCAGAAUCAUCCAGUUGCACGCCCAGUAGCUCCUGCCUGUCUCCUCCAAAUGUCUCCUCUUUGCUGGAUAUCUCCCUGCCUGGCCCUCCUGAUGAUGUCCUCUCACAUGGAGAACCUGCGACACACAUUAGUGAUUCCAUCAUUGAAAUAGCCAUAAGCUCUGGACAGUAUGGUGAAGCUGUACCCAUGUCACCGGCCAAGCUAGGUGAGAACUCGAAGAGUCUUCCUUCCCCGUUGUCCAGUCCUCAGCAGAACUGGAUUGCCUCCCCCAGUCACGACCCUCAGUGGUAUCCCAAUGACUCUACUGACUCCUCACUCAGCAGCCUAUUUUCAAGCUUCAUUUCUCCAGACAAGAGUAAGAAGAUGGCUCCAACCGCCACAGGAAAUGCCAGCGGCACAUCUCUGCUGGGCCCCAGUUUGCUGGAUGGAAGUUCUAGAGAUUCCUUUGUGUCCCGUUCUUUGUCGGAUGUUGAGGUUGUCGAUUCACAUCUGGCCUGCCUGAUGAACGAAAACAGUAUAGAUUACAUCUCGCGCUUCAACGACUUGGCCCAAGAGCUUUCUGCUACGGAUGCUGUGCGCCGCGAAACUUUGUUUGAAGCUGGGACCACUGGGAAUGAACAGCCCAUCCGGGACUUAUCGUAACAUUUUGAUCUGUCCUUAGAGUUGAACAAUCGGGAGAAUUCGGCCUCCAUAACAGCAGCUACAAUAAAAAGGAUAGAAUCUCUUGUACCAUUCAGGUGUAUUGGUCUAUAUAGGCCUGUACAGCUCCAUUGGCUAUAGAUAAUAAGCGUUGUUUUAUAAUGCAGUAUUUACACUUCACGGGACUUAGUCACAGCACGUGACGGCUUUGUUUUGUCAUCUGUGAUGGCAGUUCAGGAUGUACAGUAAGCUGACUGCAUAGUAAGCUCUGAAAUUGUUUGAUUACCAUCGUCUCUGUAUAUGUGACGGUAACCAAACUUCUGCAGUGACGGCGUAAUGAAGCCGCUGUGUACAUAGGAAGCUGUUUUUUUUUGUUUAUUUUCUGGCGACUCCUGUCAGGCCUGUUCUGGAUCACCACUCCUGUGGAACACACAAAUGGGAGAAAUCUCUGCAGAAAAUAUAAGCCAUAAUGAACUUCAUCCAAAAACAGAUGGGCUUCAUGCAAAAAUAUGCAAUUUCUUUGUGUCUCGUGUGCUAUGGACUUUUUGUUUUCUACUUAUCGAAGAAAAAAGUCAAAAGAAAAGAAUACACUUCUCGCAUUGUACAUUGGAUUAGAAACCCUCAGUGCUCAUGAAAAUAACUUUCUCAUUCAUUGAGAGACACAGGGCAUGUUAAUCUUUGGGUUAUUCUGCCACCUACAGGAGGAUUGGACACUGGCGA